Messenger RNA from Triticum dicoccoides, 1352 nucleotides. RefSeq names its product probable N-acetylglucosaminyl-phosphatidylinositol de-N-acetylase. The transcript is spliced from 10 exons. The record is from RefSeq and is a predicted model, not a curated record. The coding region runs from base 384 to 1169 and encodes 261 amino acids. NCBI's taxonomy places the organism in Eukaryota, Viridiplantae, Streptophyta, Magnoliopsida, Poales, Poaceae. Gene Ontology annotation, cellular component: endoplasmic reticulum. Gene Ontology annotation, molecular function: N-acetylglucosaminylphosphatidylinositol deacetylase activity.
UCCCCCCAAAAGAGCGCACCCACGGUCUCCUCUGUUCUGCUCGCCACGCGCGCACGCCGCCGCCGGAGCUCUGCCCGCCGGCCGUCCUCUGCCCCGUGCCAACCUCUCUUCCGCGCGUCCCCGUCCCGCCCUGCCUUCUCCUCGACCCCAGCUCGCCCCCGUCGGCCAAGGAGAAGGCCAGCAGCGGCGGCGGCCCCCAGUCUAGGGAGGGAGGAUCCUCUCAGAGAAAAAUGGGGCAUUUUGGCUGCAGUAGACAAAACAUGGAGCAUUUUAUCAGUUAGCCAUGUUAAAGCGCUGGCCACUCCUUGUACAUUUUCUGCACCAAGAGGUCGUUGGAGCUCCUGCAGCAAGGUAAAUCCGGCAGCCGGACUCAGUGGGGAUCCAUGGCAUGGAUCUGGAUGCUCUCGGUGGCUGGAGCCGUCCUCCUGUGGGCGGUUUCCCUCGGGCGGAUCCUCUCCUCUCCGGCGCCCUACUCCCUGCCUCCAAGCCCUCGCUUCUUGCCCCCUCUCGGCGACAGGAGGAGCAGGAACGUGCUCCUGGUGCUCGCCCACCCCGAUGACGAGUCCAUGUUUUUCACUCCAACUAUUCUUUUCCUCAAGUCAAAAGGCCACAGCAUUCAUGUUUUGUGCAUGUCUCUGGGUAAUGCUGAUGGUCUCGGAGAUACUCGUAAAGAAGAACUGUAUGAUGCAUGUGCAACUCUUAAGAUUCCAGCUGAGCAAGUUUCAGUAUUGGACCAUCAAAAGUUGCAGGAUGGGUUUCAUCAGAAAUGGGAUCAUGGACUAUUAGCUGAACUUACCAUGGAGCAGAUUCAGCUGUGGGAUAUCGACACAAUUGUGACGUUCGAUUCCUAUGGAGUAUCAGGCCAUCCGAAUCAUCGUGAUGUUCAUCAUGGCAUAUGCAAACUUCUUCAUGAGAAUCAGCGAGGAAAUAUUGAAGCAUGGGAACUUGUAAGCCUGAAUAUGUUUCGCAAAUACAGUGGUGCAGUUGACAUUUGGCUGUCAUCUUUGAUCUCCUCAAGUUCAAAGCAACUGAUGUAUUGCUUAGUUAACUGUAGCCCAUCCAGAACCUUUGAGGCAAUGGCUGCACACAGAAGUCAGUGGGUUUGGUUCAGAAGAUUGUUUGUUAGGCUCUCAAGUUACACGUACGUAAACAUGCUCCGGAAAAUUUAGCAUUUGUUAUUGAGAAGUACCAUCUUGUCGAUAUAGAUUGUAUUACAAAAGCUUCCUAUGAUCAAGGACAACAGUUUACGGAUCAUAUCCUUUAUUGCAUAACGAGAGUAUUGUAUACAAGCCAUUGUGUUAGUGCAAUGAUACUGAUACUUUUAACCUCAAGUGAUAGUUCUUGCUAAAAGU